Scatophagus argus is the source of this 2525-nucleotide messenger RNA. RefSeq names its product NEDD4 family-interacting protein 1-like. Gene Ontology annotation, biological process: ubiquitin-dependent protein catabolic process; positive regulation of protein ubiquitination; metal ion transport. Bases 160 to 810 code for a protein of 216 amino acids. Lineage: Eukaryota; Metazoa; Chordata; Actinopteri; Scatophagidae. The transcript has 8 exons. Gene Ontology annotation, cellular component: endoplasmic reticulum; Golgi apparatus; perinuclear region of cytoplasm. The record is from RefSeq and is a predicted model, not a curated record. Gene Ontology annotation, molecular function: WW domain binding.
CAUCAGCGCCUGCUCCAGUUCGAGCGUCAGGACUGGGAGAUGGCCGACUAGGAGGCAACGUUUCACUUGCUAUUUCGUUGGCAAGAUUGCACUUACUUUAAACAUCUUCGCUAGUCAAGUGGGAAGAGGACGUUUUCAGUAUUCCGCUCCUCUUCCACAAUGGCAGAACAGAACGUCAGAUAUCAAGAGCUGGUGAAUGAGGAGGAGCCGGCCCAGUCAUCCCAGGAGGGUCCUGCUCUGGAUGCACCACCACCCUACAGCAGCGUUGCUGCAGCAAAUGCAGCUUUCUUUGAAUACAAGGAGGAUGGAGGAAGAUUUCCCAACCCUCCAUCCUACAGUGUUGCCACCUCUUUGCCCUCCUAUGAUGAAGCUGAGAGAAGCAAAGAAGAGGCAGCCAUCCCCCUGGUCACUGGAAGAGUCACGGAGGACGACUUCGUGGCCAGGGAUGACUUUGAAGAUGCUGACCAGCUGCGAAUAGGAAAUGAUGGCAUCUUCAUGCUCACUUUUUUCAUGGCAUUCCUCUUCAACUGGAUCGGCUUCUUCUUGUCGUUCUGUUUGACUACGUCAGCUGCUGGCCGAUACGGGGCCAUCUCUGGCUUUGGCCUUUCCCUCAUCAAAUGGGUUCUUAUUGUCAGGUUUUCUACCUACUUUCCUGGUUACUUUGAUGGGCAGUACUGGUUGUGGUGGGUCUUCCUGGCCCUAGGCUUCAUGCUGUUCAUCAGAGGCUUUGUUAACUACUCCAGAGUGCGUAAACUGGCUGAUCCCACCUAUGCCACCCUUCCCCGAACAAGGGUUCUCUUCAUCUAUUAGAGGUAAGGAAGUUGGCUGUGGAAGAACUGCACAUGACUGACACAAGCAGCAGCAACUCUGUGAAGAUUUCAAAUUUCAAGUGAAGACACUUUAACAAGAAAUCGGCCAGACGAGUCAUAGAUGAAGACAACUCUCGAUAAAAUAUUCAGGAAUUAUAUCACUCAUUUUGCUUUGUUUUGAAACUUUAUUAAUGGAAAAUGGUUAACAGUAAUAGUCCCUUGAUGUAUUCAUUAGUGGCGAAUGUGAAGUGCUAUCUGCAUCUUUGUCUGUAAUGUAUAAGUAAUGCCUUAUAUCAUUUGAUGGUAGUAUACAAGCAUGCGUCUGCCCUUAAGGUUUAUAAGUAGGGAGAGUCUCAUGUUGGUGACACCUGAAGCCAACAGGUAUUAAUUAUUACAACACUAUGUAGACUUGCCAUAGCAUGCAACACACUUUGUAGUCUGCACUAAUCUCACUUCACGGUUUUAUUGUGACUAUUAUAAGAUGUUUUUAGAUACCACAUACACCUGAAAAGCUUUCGUUAGGCUGCAAGCGCUGAUACUGACACGGAUUAUACACAUAUUGAAUUCACCUGUUGGCUUUAAGUAGUGUUGCCUUUUUUUUCUUCUUUCUUUUUAAAGCCAGGAGGGGGCAGUGUUGUCUACUGCUUUUAAGGCGUUCGAAACUGCUCAUCAGGGGCAUUGUACCUUCUCGUGAUUCAACCGCAAUGUCAGCAGAGUGUACCAAAUUCCACGCAUGUCAGAAAUUGAACUGAACCUGUGAAAUGUUUUGUUGUACAUUAAAUCAGGUAAAACUUUCCAACCUGGAAGUAGAAUUUAGAUUACACAUAUGAAGUUGUAUGAUUGAGUUUGAGUGCUUAAACACGAACACAGAUGUCAAAGUGACAAAACCCUGGAGCAGCUCAGCUGACAGCGAAGGGCCGCCAGAUUUUUGUGGCAUGAUUAUUAUUAUUUUUUUCCUUCUUUCUUUCUAUGGGCACAUGAGCACAUUUUCUGGUUCACCUCCUUUUUUUUUGAAAAGCUCAUUUAGACGUAACAGUUUGAUGUUUCCAUGACUCUUCAGUGAGUCAGCGGAGACGGUGUCUCAUUCAUUGUCGGUGGAAAAGCUCUGUGAUUAUAGAAAAGAGGCUUGGCUGUCUGGAUCUCAGCUGUUAAUGAUCUCACUUUGACAUUUCAAACGGUGAUCUAUGAGCAUAAAAAUAAACUCCAUUUUCAGGUGGGCUUUUGCCUUAAGAUUUAAUUGACAGAUGGGGGAUGGGAUAUCUGUUUUGGGUUUUUUUUUUAUGUUUGCUAUCAUGUUGGUAUCAAAACUGUGUGAAAGAAUGUUGUAUGCAUGUGCACUUUUAGAAACGUAACCAAUAAAACCCGGAGGGUGUACCCGUGAUUAUUUUAAGUCCCAGACAUAUAAAGCAAGGAAUGAAUGAUGCUGUGGUGUAGGAUUGCAUUUCUGUUUUUUAUCAUCGAGGAAACGGCGUGUCACGAUGAUGCAGUUCGAUCUAACCACUGGUGUCAGUGGAAAGAGCUGAAAACGGUUUUUAGUCUCGAUUAGCAAACUGAACUGUUUGCCUCAUCAGUGAACUUCAUACUUCUGCUAUGGCUUUGUUGCUGACCCAUUAUGCUUACUUCAGUGUGAUGUAGAGCUGCAACCUUGGGGUUUUGUUGACAUGAAACUGUACAGAAACCAUCUAAUGUUAAAUAAAUGUCACUUUUACUGCGCCA